This is a messenger RNA of Saccostrea cuccullata (small rock oyster), 478 nucleotides long. Its product is annotated as putative nuclease HARBI1. The coding region runs from base 74 to 469 and encodes 131 amino acids. The record is from RefSeq and is a predicted model, not a curated record. The transcript is spliced from 3 exons. NCBI's taxonomy places the organism in Eukaryota, Metazoa, Mollusca, Bivalvia, Ostreida, Ostreidae.
GCUUAAAUAAUUCAUAGUUCUAAAUAUGUACAUACAUGUGUUAUGAAACAAUUAUGCAGUAGCCUAUAUUUAUAUGCAGGUGCUUGUUACGCUCAGAUAUCUGUCGAAAGGAAAUUUCUUCUCCGAGUUGGGAGAUCUACAUGGAAUUUCCCGAUCGUCAGUCAGUCGCAUUAUUCAUAAUGUUUGUAUGGCUAUUAAUAGAACGAUGAAUAACAUCUCAUUCCCGAGGGAUGCACCAACACUCCGGUGUAUAAAGACGGACUUCUUCAACAUAGCACACUUUCCAAAUUGUGUUGGUGCUGUUGAUGGGACACUUAUUCCAAUAAAAGGCAUGGGUGGGCCAGAGGAAGCCGCAUACGUCUGUAGGAAGAACUAUUAUGCCCUGAACGUCCAGACUACCGUUGACUCAAAAAUGAGAUUUAUCCAUGUCAACGCUUGCUUCCCUGGGCCACUCAUGAUACCUAUGUGAUGAGCAAUU